Messenger RNA from Dermacentor andersoni, 6454 nucleotides. RefSeq lists its product as uncharacterized. The record is from RefSeq and is a predicted model, not a curated record. NCBI's taxonomy places the organism in Eukaryota, Metazoa, Arthropoda, Arachnida, Ixodida, Ixodidae.
UUGUACGCAGAAGGGGCGAAUACUAGUUUCCCAGAACACUGGCGUGUACGAGUAGGAGCAGAGCAACGCGACUGAUGACGUUUGAGGAUCCCGAGUGAUGCUGUGACGGAGGAGCGGAGCAACAGCGAAAACAAAAGGGGGCGGCCGGCGAAAGAGGCUGAUCCUCCUCCGCUCUCGCCCGCCAUCCUCUUGGCGCAGCCGGCGUCGGUGGGGGGAAAAAAACGUCAAAUUGCGGCAGAGUUGGAUCGCGGACGCCGCCGGCGUCGCACGCCCACGAGCACGCGUUGCGCCGUUGCUUUGCCCACUCCGCUCGCCAGGGCUGGAUGCUGCCGCCGCUCGCAGCGCCGUGGGCCUCGCGUUCUUCGUCUGCUAGCGGGUGUGCUGCCCAAGUCGGCGUUGGUCGUCGUCUGCUGCUCCCGCUUCUGCAGUGGUGUGCCGGGGCAGUUGCGGCGUCUGCUUCUGGCGAACGGCCUUCCCUACGAUCGAUCGCGCCUCCCCCGCAAGUCCCCGCAAGUCGUGCCGAUGAUCCCUCGACGUGAUAUGUCGCUCUGUUUUCUUGAUCCACCGCCUCGCUGCCGCUAAUCCCUGCCCGACGCGACGCCUCUGCUGCACCGAGUUGAUCGGUCGAGAGAGUGCUUACCAGAGUGGGUGUGUGGGUUUGUGCUUCUUCCGCCCGCGUGUGUGCGCGUGUGAGUGAAUGUGUGCAGUGGUGUGAAAGUUCCGGCGGAAUUCGCCUCGAAUAACCCGCGUUUAGCCGGAGGUGCGAGGUCCGACUUCGUGCGUUGGGUUAUAAACGUUCUCCCUCGCCGGAACCAUGUGCAUCGCAGUGUCUGUUGGAUGAAUGCGGCUAGCCGGAGCUGCGGCGUUUGUGGAGUCGACGGUGUGAAAAAAAGAAAAAGGCGUUCGUCGCCUAUUUCUUCCGCGCUGUGGAGAAGCCAGAGUUUCAGGAGGUAGAGAGAACGGCUACCACAUGCGGCGGCUCUAUUCUGCACGGUGCGUGCAAGUGGCGCUAGAGCGGUGGAUCCAAGGCCCGUUAGGAAAGCCAUCGCCCUCGACUCGCCAUUGAUGAGACGCCGGCUCUUCCUCGGAAGGCGUUGACUUCGGGCAAGGAAACACCUUCGGCUUGCUGCGAACACUCGUGCUUGGUCCCCGCGUUCGCAUGACGGGCUUCGACAAGACUUCGCGGCCGUUGCGAAAUCUAUCCGAGAAGUCGUCGCCGCCGGUUCGACGCUGAGUGCCCUCCGUAAGGGAAGACGUUCUGGCUGCUGUCCCACUCGCCAAGCCACUGCUAGGAUGAGGCGCCUCGGAAGGCCAGUGCAGUUGCAAGGGCGUUUCCAGAGGUCGUAGUAGCGCGCUCGGCGCUAAGGAGAGAGUAUCAUCAGGAGGUCGAGAGUUGCCGGCGCAAGCCUGCCGGUGAUGCGGCGCCGCCGGAACCUCCAGUUGCUCGGCUGGCUCCUGCUGGCCGCGGUGGCGACGCUCGCGCUGCUGGGCGCUCCGCCGUGGCCCUCCGGCGGAGACUACUCGUCCGCGGGCUCGGCGCCGCCCGCGGAGCUGACCCGCCACCCGUUCUGGACGUACGACCCGGCCCUGCGGGAGCCCCGCGACGCCCGCCAGCUGUGCUCGCUGCCCGUGGUGCACCCGCUCCACCCCAGCGUGUGGCCGCACCUCAAGCGCACCGUGCCCAUACAUUGCAAGGUGCGGCAACCUUGGCUGACGUUCGUGGACGUGCGAGGAAACCUGCGUUUCAACUACAGCUCCGGGUACAAGCUCAGUUCCCUGCGCUGCUCGUACACCCCCGCUGAACGGGCCGGAGACGACCGAAUCAAAUACGGAGGCUCCGUGCCGUUCACUCGCGACGGCACGCCUCUCGCGCACGACGUGGUUUACGUUUCGUGCCGGAACUACUUCGAGAUACCCAUCUACUCCAACGUCCACGCAGUGCUGCGCAUUCCAAAGACGGAGAACCUGCGGGACACCCAUGGUGGGAAACAAGCAUCGCCGCCACUCCCGUCCGACACGCAGGAUCGUCCGAGUGUCCUAGUGUUUGGUCUCGACUCGAUCUCGAGGCUGUCGAUGAUGCGACUACUGCCAAAGACAUACACGUUCCUCACCGAUGUUCUGGGCUCGGUCGUCUUUCGGGGAAUGAACAAGGUCGGUGACAACACCUUUCCCAACCUGGUCGCGCUGCUUACCGGCAUGGAGGCCUACACGCAGCUGAAGCAUCCGGGCCCAAAGGGCGAAACCUUCGACGACGUCCAGUUUAUCUGGGACGACUUCAAACGCGACGGAUACCUGACGCUCUUCGCCGAAGAUUUUCCCGAGUAUGGAGUCUUCAACUACCUUGCGCGCGGUUUCAGGGAUCCGCCGACCGAUUUUUAUUUUCGUCCCUACUGCCUCGCCAUGGAGAGCUCGUUCCUGAUGAGGAGCAGCUCGAACCUGUGCUACGGCAACGUUCCCAAGCACAAGCUCCAGAUUGACUACGUCCGGCGGUUCAUCGAAGCCAACAACGGCUCGCAGCCCUACUUCGCCUUCUCGUUCCUCGUCGAGAUAAGCCACGAGUACAUGCAGCAGGUAGCCGCGGCCGACGAAGACAUCGUGCAGUUUCUUACGGAGCUACGGGAUCGCGGCCAUCUUGACAACACGUUCCUCUUCUUCCUCUCCGACCACGGGCACAGGUUCGACUCGAUCCGCGAGACCUUUGUGGGCAGGCUCGAGGAACGGCUGCCUUUCUUCGCCGUCAGACCGCCUUCCAGGUGGUCACUGCUCAAGCAGGCUUUGCCGACUAGCCACGGCAGUCCCGCCAGGGACUCCGUUUUGGCGGACAAUUCGCUCGCCGAGUCCGCAACGGCGAAAUCUCUGCUCGGUGCGCUGCAGUCGAACGCCGGUCGACUAACGACUCCUUACGACACCUACGAGACCUUCAGGGACAUCCUGUUUCUGGGCCGCGACGGGCGUUUCGCCGACAAACCCAAAUCCGACUUCGGCGUCAGCCUGUUUCGCGAGAUCCCUCUUGGCCGAACGUGCGACCUGGCCCGGGUUCCGGAGCAGUACUGCUCGUGCGACGCCGAGGAGCCGGUGGAGCUGACCAGCAAGAUCGUCGAGAAGGCGGCGCUGGCGCUCGUCGACAAGGUCAACAGCCUGCUCGAAGCGGGCCUGGGGAACAUUUCGUCCCGGUGCGCGCACCUCACUAUUCGCAGGAUUCAGGACGCGCGAGAGGUGUUCAGCAGCGUCCGAAGCUCGUCGUCCUCGUCACUGUCCUCGAGCUCUUCGUACCCGACCAACGUGGCGGGCCGCGCAUCCACCGACGUCAGCCGUCAUUCUGUGGGCGUGCGAAGGUUGCGCGUGACCGUAGUGGUGCGCCCCAGCGACGCCAUGUUGGAGGGCCUGCUCCUCGUGCGGGAAGACCAGCGGCCCGUCGUCUUCGACGACGUUAGCCGCAUCAAUAAGUACGGCCGUCAGUCGUCUUGCAUCGAGCACCAGACGCUGAGGAAGUACUGCUAUUGCAUCCAAAAUGAAUAGCCGACGUCGACCUCGAUUACUUUCGAAUGCUGGUUGCGAGGAAGAGGGCGCUUCUCCUGGAGAACCUAGACCAUAGAGAAUGUAGAGACAAAGAUCCUGCUUGUUCAUUUUUUUAUGUCCACGUGAUUAGUGUUCUACAGUACUGACACAUUUCUUGUGUUUGUUUGGCAGUGUGUUUUGUUGAGCCUCUCGGUGCCAGCGGCGCAAUACUGACAGCAUGUGUGAUACCUAACCGAUCAUCGCCCGCUCGCAACGCGUGAAGCUGUUGCGUCGUCGCUCAUUGUCAAGAAUUGACGUAUGAAGGGCUUAAGACUCUAUCGAGGCGUUAUUAGAGUUUGCACUUGCCAUAUCUAUAGUAGUUUGAUUAUUCACAAAUAAUGAGUGAAUAUUGACGGGUGCCUCAUCAAUUGUUUGGCGAGUCAUGUUCCAUCUGAAUGAGUGGUGUGAAAUUGCCGCUAACUCAUGGUUUGUUUCGUCAAAGCAGGUACAGUGCGGUGCGAAGACGAGUGACAGAUUUCUAUAAUCGAGACGUGGCAUUUCCGUACAAAGCUGCCAGAAAAGGGUGUUACACCUGUGAGUCACUUCAGGAAACAGAGCUAACUGAAUGUAAUUCUGCGUUGAGCUCGGCUUGCUUGCAGUUGCGCUUGGCGCAAGCGCAGUGUCUGCGUUUUCCUGCCUCUCGUGUGGUAGGUAACUCAAGGAUUCGUGCCGUAGGGGAUUCUAGAAUUUACUGUCCUCGUGCGCAGUUAUUUUCGAAGAGUAGCUUCACUUGGCCGGGCAGUUAAGUAGUCGAAAGCUUUCUGAGGAAGAGGUUUUUCUACAGUUGAAAUGUUGCAGUAUUGCCCAAGAGAACAAAACUCAGUACGAGAUCCUUGCGGCAUAAAUUUUUGGAAGAAAAGAUACUUCUGAUCUACUUCUAUCGUGGCAAACCUGAACGUAAUUUUGGAUGGCGCGGAAUCUCAAAAUUCAGUUUCUCGCUUUCGCGCCUCUUCCUACAGACAGUUAUAACGAUGCGUUGUUGAAUUAAUUAGAGACGGUGCUAACGCACGCUACUAGAUUACUAAUUACUAGAUUACGUUUGGCAAAAGCAUGGACAGUUCAUUCAUUUGUGACAAGCGGUUCUAAGGUAAGGCUUAGAAAAGAUUUCUGAUCAAUACGAUGGUAGCUUCAUGGAAACACCUGUAAUGUUCUGCAGGUUAUUAUAUCAGGGCGUUUGUCAGUUUGAGCUAAGCGCUUAUAGCUAAUUUAACACGCACGGUACCUGGCGCGUCUAACAGGAAGCAUAAGGAUAGAAAAACUCGCUCGACGACCGUGUUCUACCCCGACGGCCGUGCUCUACACCGACGAAUUUCUUGCGUUUCGAAGGUAGACCACUUUGUUCAUUUUAUUGUGCAGACCUGUUAGCUUUGGCGUGAUAGCGUAGAGGAACACCGCGCUAGGCUCUGGCCACAUGCAUCAAUUCAAUUCAACGUGCUCGAAACAUAAUCACUGAUGGAUCCACGAUGGGACUGCUUCUUGAAGAAGAUCCGGAGCUUGCUCACUGUGUGACCAAUGUGCCCAUAAGUGUGCCGACUACGAGCACUGCAGAAGGCAGUGAUACGUGAAACGUGUGUGUGCGGGUGUGUUUUUGUACGUUUGCGAGGAGACUUCAAUACUGACUGCUUCGAUGAACAUUUUCCCAAGUGUUGUUUUGGGUGAAUCGUCUCAUGUCACUCCGGGGCAACUAACUUUUAAUUUCUUUUUGGUCUUUGUUCUGCAAGAUCGCAGUGUAGUGCAGUGAAGUGAAUCGCAUCGCGUGUUUGUGUGUCCGUGUGCGCAGUGUUUCAACAAGCGACAUUGUCUUUCGGCUUGUGGAUCGCUGGCGAUCCCGAACAUUGUCAACUUUGUUGUCUCUGCUUCACGGUGUCUUGUCCGUUAACCUACAAUGCUGACAGGCAUCAGCAGUUGGAACGGCGUUUUCCUUUCCUGAGUAUCUAUCUUGUAGGUGUGAAACCCAUAAUUUAAAUCAAUUUGUGUGGAGAAACCGACGCAUGGCGACAUUCGUUGCCCGUUUUCCACGCCUCUUGGAAUGUGUGAAUUUGUUGGAAACCUCUUGAGUUCUUGCUUUGCUUGGCAGGCCCACUUUAUUUUUCGUAGGCCUGCUUUGUUCUGCGUGCUAAGCUUGCAUAUUACUGUUUCCGUUCGCGAGCCGUGUGUCGCGACUACGUCACUUUGACGUGCAUUCAUUUGCCCACGACAUAUAAUGUGUGCACUUGGGAGGCAGCAUGGGCGUCAAGAUAAUGCUGCCACGUGACUUUUCUCCAGCGAGUUCAUUUCACGAUCCGGUCAUCAGUUAUCAAGCAAAUCUUCUUUGAUUCCGUUUUGCAGAAAGUGUUUUGGCCUGUUCUCUUUAAAUUGAAAAGCCGUAUAUUAUUGUCUCCCGUUCCGUGGCGUGCCACAUCGUAGAAGUGACGCCGGAAGUAAAAAAAACAAAACACAAGACAAACAAACUCUGAAAGAGCAGUUACUACACACGGCUCCUUCUCUGUUUUUUUUUUCCAAGAGUGAAACUGUUUGUUCUUCGGCACAGUGUUUUAGGUGCCCGCAAUGCCUUGAAACCGCAGUUACUAGUCAUCAUCAGGGUCUCCCGUUUCUGCUCAAAGCACAAGCUACCGCCUUUGACAAAUCCUCGACGUGUUCAAGCUUAGCGUGUGUAAAAUAUUGUUUUUACGACAACCCACUCUGAACCUCGUUGACCACAAUGCCUCGCGAAGACACUAAAACGUCCCGGUAGAGACGUCACAUGCCUCUCCGACCUCUACAGACGCUCCGGUUUUUUCUGGCCCGUGUAAUCUAGCAAGCCGCUGCAUUUUUCUUGGUGGGGGUCAGACUACAUCUGGCCUGGCUUUCUCGUUAGCGUUAGGUGUCCGCAACGAAUAAAUGUCUGUUUCCUUGG